UUUAGGAUUAGACAGAAGAAGAAGAAAAUGGUUUCAACCUGGACCUCAUCGUACAUCUCACUUCCAUGAAACACCUGCGACUCUUCAGAAGCCUACUGGCAUUUCACUUCCUUCCCAGGCGGAACACUGCUUGGUGUUUCUUACUGUUUUGUUCUUCAUGCCAAGCUCUACUCCUGGAAGUGAAAAUGUGGUGCCUCGAGAGUCGCUGAUUGCCACAGCAGUGAAGUUUCUACAGAAUUCCCGGGUCCGCCAGAGCCCACUUGCAACCAGGAGAGCAUUCCUUAAGAAGAAAGGGCUGACAGAUGAAGAGGUUGACUUGGCUUUCCAGCAGUCUGGCACGGCUGCCGAUGAGCCUUCGUCCUUGGGGCCAGCCACACAGGUGGUUCCUGUCCAGCCCCCUCAUCUCAUUUCUCAGCCGUACAGCCCUGUGGGGUCCCGAUGGCGGGAUUAUGGUGCCUUGGCUAUCAUCAUGGCGGGAAUUGCGUUUGGCUUUCACCAGCUCUACAAGAAAUACCUGCUCCCCCUCAUCAUGGGUGGCCGAGAGGACAGGAAGCAACUGGAGAGGAUGGAGGCGAGUCUCUCGGAGUUGAGCGGCAGCGUGGCACAGACAGUGACCCAGUUACAGAUGACGUUAGCCUCUGUCCAGGAGCUGCUGAUUCAGCAGCAGCAGAAAGUCCAGGAGCUCGCCCACGAACUGGCCACAGCCAAGGCCACUACGUCUACCAACUGGAUCCUGGAGUCCCAGAAUAUCAAUGAACUCAAGUCGGAAAUUAACUCCUUGAAAGGGCUCCUUUUAAAUCGGCGGCAGUUCCCGCCGUCCCCGUCAGCCCCGAAGAUCCCUGCCUGGCAGAUCCCGGUCAAGUCUCCGUCGCCCUCCGGCCCCGCGGCCGCGAACCACCACAGCAGCAGCGACAUCUCGCCCGUGAGCAACGAGUCCGCGUCGUCCUCCCCCGUGAAGGAGGGUCACAGCCCCGAGGGCCCCGCGGCCGCCUACCACCUGCUGGGGCCCCCGGAGGAGGGGGCGGGCGCGGGGGGCGUCAAAGGGCGGGUGCGGAUGGAGGUGCAGGGCGAGGAGGAGCAGGGGGAGGACGAGGAGGACGAGGAGGACGAGGGCGGGAGCCGCGGGGGCGGGGAGGACGGCCUGGGCGCGCAGAGGGAGGACCGGCGGGGCGGGGACGGGCAGAUCACCGAGCAGGUGGAGAAGCUGCGGCGGCCCGAGGGCGCCAGCAACGAGAACGACAGGGACUAGGCCCCGGGCGGGGGCGCCGCGCUGGCGCAGCCUGGCUGGGGCCCGGGCCCUGCCCGCAGGCUGUGUUUCUGCCCACCUGGCCGUCUGUCCUGGGUGCCAGCCCCAGCCACCACUUCCUCCGCUCAGCCCCAGACAGGCCUUUGACCUGGUUCUCCUGUGGGGCCGAGGGUGCAGACUGUCGGCUCAAGGCUCCCUUGACCCCGACUCCCAGCCAGACGGCUGGUCCAGGGUGCGUGCCGAGCCUCCGAGCUGACCAGACACCGCGCAUGACAAGAGGACGCCUGGUUGCCUGGCCCCUGACCCUCCGUGCGGCCACCGUCCCUCCGCUCCUUCGUGGCUCCUCUUGCCAGGAGCCAACGGGGCUGUCUUGCCGCGGUCCCAGAAGCCACAGCCCUGCCCUCCUCCCUCUCACCAGGGCCUCCCAGGGUCCCCCAGCCAGGCCCGACCGUGCACCUGUCCCGGCCCCACUGUCUCCCCUAACAAAUGAAAUCACACAGCGUUUCCGGCCAUCUUCGCUUGCUGCCUUGGGACUCAGCUGUGCCCCUGGUGAGACGAGGUUCUCGCCCCGUGGAGCGUCAGGCGUCCGGGCCUUCCUGUCUGUCCUUCCCGCCCGGAAACACAUGUUCAUUUGUGUGAUCAGGUAUAGGUUUCAGAAUAUAAGAUACGACUGUAUAUAAUUGUAAUAAAUACGAGUUGUCACUAUUUAA
Messenger RNA from Manis pentadactyla (Chinese pangolin), 1956 nucleotides. RefSeq names its product peroxisomal biogenesis factor 14 (gene PEX14). Gene Ontology annotation, biological process: protein import into peroxisome matrix, docking. The record is from RefSeq and is a predicted model, not a curated record. The transcript has 9 exons. Bases 158 to 1249 code for a protein of 363 amino acids. Gene Ontology annotation, cellular component: peroxisomal importomer complex; peroxisomal membrane. NCBI's taxonomy places the organism in Eukaryota, Metazoa, Chordata, Mammalia, Pholidota, Manidae. Gene Ontology annotation, molecular function: signaling receptor binding.